UGGAUUUUUGCCUGUUUUUUCAAACCAUUGAUUCUGCUUGGUGUUUUACUUGCGUGGUUAAGAUUAGUUAAAUUUCACUCAUACCAUUUGUUUAAACAAUUUAUCAAUAAGUAGCAAUUAUUUUCAAAGAUUUUCGUACUAUUGAGUAACAUGUCAACAAUCAAACAAGGAUCGGUAAAAGUUUUUAUGAAGGCUUUUGAAUAUAUAUGAUCUUGAAAUGUACAGAUAAUUUAGCAUAUCAAUACUGGUAAUCUCAGUUUGGAGGUCAGACCAGUAGUAGAAUCGAUAUAGGGUAAUGACGGCAGUAAUUUAUAAGUGAUAUCUUAUCUUUGAAAUAUUCGAAAAUCACAAGUGUUGAAGUAAAUAAUCUGUUGGAUAUAUUGCGCGAUUUUACGGUGUAAACUGAUUUCAACUGAAGUUUAAGAAAGUGUAUUUCUUUGGAUGACAUUUAAACAGGAAUAUCCAAUCUGUGUGCUGAAAGUAUAUAAAAAAUUCAAAGGUGACUUUUACUGUUUUUAAUGUGGAGUCUCGAAUCAACAUGUAACACUAUCGGGAAUACUUUCAAUUACAAAUCUCCUACAGACGAAACCAAAAACCUUCUUUACAGAACGUGAAGCUGUUAUGGAACAUACAUAAUAUAUCAGUAUUCAUGGACUUGUGACCCUGACAAUGAUAUAAAGGAAACAGUACAAUACAUUCGACACGACUGGAAUGGAAUAAUAAUGAGACUAUUGAAAUAGAUUAAAAUUUGCCAUUGAGACACACGGAGUAAAGGAUGGGGUAGAAUGGCCAUAAAUAAUGAUACGAUAGGUAUAGUCUUGUUCGUGCUCGCAAUAUUUGCUGCUAUAUUAAAUGUUUUGUCAAUUGUUUAUAAACUGUGUAAGGACUUCACAACACCUAAACUUUGGAAAUAUUCCCUGUUAUAUCAGGAUACCGCAUACUGUUGUCUCUCUUUAGGAUUAUUGGUGUUUUUUAUCUAUUCGUUUGGUGCCGAUACCUCUGUUUGUGACGCCGCUGGCUUUUUCCUUUUAUUUGGAAUCGUUCAGUGUUUGCUAUCAUAUAUAACAACCGGGAUAAUAUUAUUGUCCAUACAAAAUCCAGGAAAAUCGUCAUCAAUAUCAAAUUUCCACAGGAAUAUUUUUAUCGUGAUUGUAACACCGGAAAUUAUUAUAGGGUGUCUUCUAUCCAGUCUCCCUUAUAUAUCGGACAGACUGUUCAACACUGACUUACCAUUUGAUAUUGCAUGUUUCCCUAUUAGGGACCACGGACAACAAGGAGCAGCCUAUGGCACAUUGUUGGUUGCUAUAUGCUGGAUUGUAGUUAUUGCUAUUGCUGUCUGUGAUGUCAUUAUCGCCUUAAAAUUAUGGAAAUUCAACAAUAGAAUUCAUUCUGCACAGAAUAACGUUUGGCAAGCACAGCUUAUUGUUCAAGGAAAAAUACUCGUUAUAGUGUUGCUGAUUGAACACGUUGUGUGUAUUGUGGUUAUCUUAACAACAACUCUUAGCAUUUAUGUAAAUGUAGAUAUAUUCAGCAACAAUAAAACAUGGAUUGUGAUGACGUCAUUAGCUGUAUCUGUCAUUGUUCACGGUGUAGUAUCUAAUAUAUGCAACGUGAUGUGGACAUCCUGCUGUUGCCGAGAUAAUAGUGCGGUCAAAGAACCUCACAGAAAAUUAAAGAAAUUGGAACUCCUAAAUAUUGAGACUACGGGCAAACUUCGUAUGAAAGCAACAUGGACUAUAGGUAAACACGCGACCAAGCGAGGACUGAUGAAGGUGUAUGGAACCAACCAUCUGAAAACAUGGGCCCAGGAGAUUGUUAUGUUGGGAAUGUUGAGGAGAAUUCAGCACCCGAGUCUUAUACAGUGUCUGUGGACAAACAGUUCCAAUCCUUAUUACGAGACAAUGACGCUUAUAUCAGGGGAGAUAAUUACAAGUGAUUCUAGAAUAAUAUGUCUUGAGCUGACAAAUGGCGGAACGCUCCAUGAUUUUUUACAAAAAGCCGAACUUCCACUUCCGGAACAGUGUCAGCGUAUGAUUGUACAUGAUGUCGCUGAGGGUUUGUUCUAUCUUCACCAUGAAAAUAUUCUACAUAACAACUUGAGCACAUCCUGCGUUUACCUCAAAGGCUCACUACAGCCAGAUACACACAAGGGGAACACAAAAAGCAUGGUUCUGAGGGCAGCAGUUGGUGAUUUUGAGGAGGCCCUUAUUUAUGGAACAUUACAACAAAGUGUUGACAAUUCAGUGAAAGACAAGCGGCACUUCUUUCUGCCGGAUAUACGGUCGUUUGCACUUGUUGCACUUCAAGUCGUGUCUAGAAUGUCUGAAAAAAAGUUUCAAAACAGAUAUGUACAUUACAAUGCUGAACACGUGCCGCUUAAACUUAACUUGACCAGUGUCAUAUCUGACGAAGAAGAUGAGUUUCAAGCACAAUAUUCUUAUGAAGCUGAAGAUACGCAUAGGAUGUUUCGUGCAAUUCAUGAUGAUGAUAAUUUUUCUAGUGAUGAGAGUGAAGAAAACUUUCAAAUUGGAAAGAAAGAAAGCGGAUCUUUAGCGAAUCUGACUUCCCCGCGGCGUGCAAUGUCACCACUUUACACUGGAAGAGAUGUAAGCACACCAGAUACAAUAAUUGAUAGCGGUGACUCCGACAAUGACACAUGUAAUGCCGAUGUGUCCGAGAAUCCAACAACUCAAACAAAUAUACCUCGUUCGAAAAAUAAUAUUACAGAAUUAGCAGAUGCUAAUGAACGUUUGAACAAAAGUCAUGAAAAGUCAAUUGUCAGUAGUAAAAAGCUCAGCACUAGAGCUAAAUCGAAAAGUGUUGACAGUUUAGGCAACGAUUCCGCGAACCUUUUUAGACAGUUUGAUAGUGGUAGGUGUGUUUCACCUGACCCGAUGAAGGACGAAACGUUGCAGAAACUCAGAAAGGAAACUAAAUCAAGUGCUAUGAUAAACAAGAAAGAAAGAAAAUUUUCUUUCAGUAGGAAGAAAUCCGAAGAAGAAUUUUUUCAGAAUGGCAAAAUGGAAGCUUUUGUUAAGUCUGAUGCAAGACAAAACGAAAAGCGUAAGGAUGGAAAAUGGCUGAACAAACCAGGUUCAAUUCUGAAAUCUAUAACAAGUAAUGACACCACCGUAUCAGUCUUCAAAGCAAAACCUACCGAUGAAGAAAGUCAUCUGGAUGCAAUAGAGGAAGAGGACAUUUCACCAGGCCAAAGUUCAUUUCCAAGACAGGUCAAAGUUAAAGAGGCUAAAAUAAAUAAGCCUGAAGUAUGGGAUAUUAUUGAUGAGCAAUAUUAUACGCAAGUGAAUAAAAAAGCAUUAAACAAAUUAAAAAAGACAGUGUCAGGGGAGUCGAGAUCAAGUCUUUGGUCAUUCAUUUCUACUCCAGAAGAUCUUGACGAGGAUGACAUGGAUGAUAUACUUGAAUGUUUACCCGGAAUGACCGAUCCUUUUGAAUACCGAAAACCGGAAAUAACGGUCAGCGACAUUAUGGCUGAACGUGACUAUGCAAAGAAGAAAGAUUCAUCGAAAAAGAAAUUCAACUUCACACAAAUGUCAAAAUCCAAAUUUGAGUUGAUUGACUACUACGAAAUGUUGAAAGCUAAACAGAUCACUAUCAACGACAUUCCUGAAGACAAACGUGAAAUGUUAUUAAAUGUGGUAGAGCUAAAACUAGAGGAAAAAAGAAAAAGAGACCACACUGUUAAUACAGUUAUUCGAAGCGAUGAAAUGUACGAUAAUAAUAUGAGUCCGGUCAGUACAUGCAAUAACAGUAACUCGGGUAAAGUAAAAAUGGUAAGUUUCAGAAAAACUCAGAGUCCUUCUUCACCUCUACGGCAUCCGUUUCCGGCAGAAAAUGAUCCAAGACUUGACCGUGCAAGGUCAGCACCGUUGAAAAGGUCUAGAACACCUGUGAUUAAGCCACCUACUGAAAAAACACCAGAACUUAAUCCAGCAUUUCAUGAUAGUAAGGCAGUCACAUAUGCAAAACGUAACAGGGCGAGGGCUGCGCUGAAACGAGCUAUACAUAAUAAAGGUAAACAGUCACUUCCAAGACACGCAUUGGAAAGAGGACAACAGGAUUUGGCAGUAAAAUAUGCCACCGUCCGAAAAGUAGCAUAUGGUUCAAACGAAGCUCAAAAUAAGGCUGAAGCUGGCGAGUUGAUAACUGUACCAGUACCGACAAGUGAAAGUUUCUCGAUAAUGAAUCAGAAAAUGCAGAAAAAUCAUGUCAAGCGGUUUUCGAGUUUUAGCAGCAACGAAAGUGCUAGCACUCUAAGUUCAAGUGAAAGGCAAAGAACGGCUGACACUUCACUGACAAGUGGUGAGUUAUCCUCUCUAUCAUCACAAGCUGAAAGUGAACAUUACGAAACGGAUUAUCACAUGACCAGUGUUGAAAAUGAAAUUAAAUUACAUUCAGAAGGGAGAAAAACGAUACAAACACCAUCAUCACGUGUUGAUAGCGGUUUUGACAGUAGCUCGAUUAGUAGUGAGAUGUCAGAUGCAUUUACAAAUAGAAAACUGCAUUUAAAUACACAGUUUCAAAUUGCAAGUAAUAAAGGUGUUGUAGACUCAUGGGCAAGAAAUUACAAAAUGGUUGACAGCAGUUUAGACUUGACACCAAACUCGGUUGCAAACAAAUGUCUACCUCCUGUUGGUAGUCUUUCCGAACAAACGUCAACUGGUGAAAAUAAAAAUGUAAAUGAUAACAAACUAAUCGUUAACACAGACAGGGAGUGUGUAAAAUCAGAUAUAUCACGCGGAAAAGGUAAUAAUGUGCGAAACAGAAAACGUGCUAUCCCGCGUAGGCAAAAUGAGUCUCAUACGCUUAACAUAACACCAUAUACGACAGUAUCUAGUCGACCUGACCCUCCCCACAGCCGAUCUAUGUCACCACCAAGCCGAAUAAUGUCCCCUGUUGGACGACCAAUGUCUCCUAGCCGGUCACUCUCUCCAACAUCAUCAAGGCAAUCUCUGUCAAAUGGUUAUGAAAACGCAACUAAUAUAACACAAACAGCACGACCUAUGUCACCUGAUGUAAGACCAAAGUCUCCUAUAUCUAGGCCGAUGUCACCGUUGAAUCGACCUAUGUCUCCAAAUGUUCAGCCUACUAACAACUAUGCAGUUAAGUCAAAUUCGACAUCGUCAAUUUCAAGAGCUUUAUCACCAACAGCGGGUCUUCCAAAGACAAUUAAUUCAAAACCAUUUUCACCUGGGCGAAAGUUAAGCCGACCUGUUUCACCCAAAGAAAAAUCAACAGUACCCGAUACAUCAAAGGAAGGGUUAAAUACAAAUGAUGUUUCAGACAGUGUGAGUCUGGCUGAAUCCUCAACAUCAAAAGCAUCCAAAAGAUAUAGAGAACUCGUAAAGAAAGGUGUUCCUCUGCGAACAUCAGUAAUUGAUGCUAGUCCAACCCGACUUGAAGGUCACUUAAACGAAUUAGAUACCCGACCGGCAACUGCUGAAAGCAUGUUCGAAGAACCACCAGAUGACCAAGAACUGUUCGAAAACCUUGAGGCAAAUGGAUUCUUUGCUAAUAGAGCAAGAUCACGUUCACCAAGUCCAAAUAAAUUUUGUAGUUCAGGCCAAAGCAAAAGGUCUGCGAACAACAAACCUAAUGGCAAACACGCAGGUACAAGACGAAAGAAGAAGAGACCGAUUCCUUUAGAAGAGAUUGUACGUGAAAGUCCAGACUCUCGUAAAGGAAAGCCACAUAGGUCUGCGAGCAAAAAUCAUCUUGCAGUAACAGAUGAAGCUAUACUUAAUCAACCAACAUCAGAAGAUUCAGAAACAUGCAGUAUUAAGACAAAUAAAAGUAGUACGUCCUCACCAUCUGGAUCAAAGCCAAAAAUGAUGAUUGAUGCCGAACUUGUAAUUGAUAGGAUAUUCUCGCAGAAUCAACAUGAAAAUAAUGAAUUAGAUGUAGAAGUCGAGGCAGCACUAGGUUUGGACAAAGAUCCUUUCAAAGCUGUGAAGGAGAUGUACCUGGAAAAUGGUCCAUGUGAAACACCAAACCUGAAUGAAAUACCAUUGUUGAACGGUGUUACUCAGAAACAUGUACAUGAAUGCAUAGAAAUGGUCUCAGGUUUGCACGUGCUUUCUCUACGUGACCUUCUUCCGGCAUCACAAACAAGUUUUCAAGUUCUCCGAAACAAACUUCAGCAAGUUGGACAACUUGGAACAGUUGGCAAUCAGCUGUUGGAUGUGAUACAUAAAUGUUGGUUACAAGAUAUGCCGCCAUCAUCUGGUGAUCUUGUUGAACAACUUACUGAUCCUGUCACCGAAACUGAACUAUAGUAUAACUGUUCAGAACAAGAUAUGC
This is a messenger RNA of Mercenaria mercenaria, 6321 nucleotides long. RefSeq lists its product as uncharacterized. Gene Ontology annotation, biological process: protein phosphorylation. The record is from RefSeq and is a predicted model, not a curated record. The coding region runs from base 786 to 6296 and encodes 1836 amino acids. Lineage: Eukaryota; Metazoa; Mollusca; Bivalvia; Venerida; Veneridae. Gene Ontology annotation, molecular function: protein serine/threonine kinase activity; ATP binding. The transcript has 8 exons. Gene Ontology annotation, cellular component: cytoplasm.